AGCUUGCUUACUAUCAACGCUAGAUAUAAUAAGAUCAUUACUACAAAUGUCUGCUACCGAGAACAACAUCGCCGCUACAGUUGAACAAGAUAAUACCACCCAAGGAUUGAAAACAGUGGAUCAUUUCAAGAAGUACCCUAUUGUUCAUUCUACUGGGGCUUUAGUACGAUCCAUUCCACUUAGCAAGACAUUCUUUGGAGUUUUUAAUUACAGCUUUCAAACAGUGAGAAAUGUGCAACCAUGCAAGGCAAUCAUAAAUACAUCCGAUGAGUAUGCAAAUCGAGCCCUUGAUGAAAUGGAUCGUUGGUUCCCAUCAUUGCAAACAAUAGAAACAAAAGACAUUACUACACCCAUCACUAAGCCAGUUGCCACCGCGAUCGAAGGGGUUCAAACUUCAAUCACUACCAUUAAUGAAACAGUGCUGAAGAAUGUUGUUGAACCAACCAUCAAUGUUCUUGAAUCGGCCAAACAAGGGUUUGAAUCCAAGGUUUAUGAUAGUGAAGGUAAGGGAAUCAUAUCGAGUCAAGCGGAUCCACUCGUUGCCCCAAUUAAUAAUUCUUUACAGAAUUUUGUUGAUCGUCAAUUUCCAGACAAGGAAAGAGUUCCUCAAGAGGGACAUUCUAGUGAAUUGGCACGUACUUUAAAAAUUGUCAGCAAUGCGUUGUCAAGAGGUGAAAAGACAAAGAAACAGUAAAUCUCUUAAAUAGUUAAUUUAAUAUGAAAUGCU
Spathaspora passalidarum NRRL Y-27907 is the source of this 727-nucleotide messenger RNA. RefSeq lists its product as uncharacterized. NCBI's taxonomy places the organism in Eukaryota, Fungi, Ascomycota, Pichiomycetes, Serinales, Debaryomycetaceae. The record is from RefSeq and is a predicted model, not a curated record. The transcript has a single exon. The coding region runs from base 47 to 694 and encodes 215 amino acids.